Molecule: messenger RNA, 594 nt
Organism: Rotaria sordida
Lineage: Eukaryota; Metazoa; Rotifera; Eurotatoria; Philodinida; Philodinidae
Source: the annotation of a GenBank genome assembly
AUGCAUUCAAACUCUGCAGAACGUGUCCGUCUUCACAGGCAGAGAAUUAAAGUUAAACGAGUUCUUUCGAAAAUAUUCGACAAGGAAUUUAAACGAAAGAAAAAUCAAUCACAAGCCAAAUGGCGUCAGAAGAAGAAACAAGAGCAACAACAACUACGAGUAAUACCACCACCUCCAUCAGCAAUAACAAACAAAACAAUGUUACGGAAAAAAGAAGGUCAACAACGAAGACGUAUAAAUACUUCAAAAUUGAAAAAUGAAAAUGAAAGUUUACGUCGAACUGUCCGUCAAUUGACACUUGAGAAUGAAAAGUUGAAAGCUCAGUGUCCUCAAACACCACCUCGUCCAUCUCCAGCCAAAUUACUACUUAAAAAUGUCAGUCCUUCGGCAACAAUUCGUGCAGUCAUGCGUCUAAAAGAUCAAAAAGAUAAUUUAUCUCGUGGUUCAAAUUCACAAUUUAGAAAACAGUUAGGAAUUAAUUUAUCAGUUCAAAAUCAACCGAAAAAUAUCGGACCAUCAAAAUUAGAAUCGGACAUCGAGCAGUUUUUUUGUCAAGAUAAUGUGUCGAAAUUGUGUCCAGACAAAAAAAAGUAA